Penicillium cinerascens is the source of this 978-nucleotide messenger RNA. RefSeq names its product putative glycerol dehydrogenase (GldB) (gene gldB). NCBI's taxonomy places the organism in Eukaryota, Fungi, Ascomycota, Eurotiomycetes, Eurotiales, Aspergillaceae. The transcript is spliced from 2 exons. Gene Ontology annotation, molecular function: aldose reductase (NADPH) activity. Gene Ontology annotation, cellular component: cytosol. The coding region runs from base 1 to 978 and encodes 325 amino acids. The record is from RefSeq and is a predicted model, not a curated record.
AUGUCCAACGGAAAGACUUUCACUCUGAGCAACGGGGUCAAGAUCCCCGCCGUCGGCUUCGGCACCUUCGCCAGCGAGGGCUCCAAGGGCGAGACCUACAAUGCCGUCAUGUGCGCCCUGAAGGUCGGCUACCGUCACCUCGACUGUGCCUGGUACUAUCUUAAUGAGGAAGAGGUCGGUGAUGCUAUCCGUGACUUCCUGAAGGAGAACCCCUCCGUGAAGCGCCAGGAUAUCUUCGUCUGCACCAAGGUGUGGAACCACCUGCACCGCUAUGACGACGUUCUGUGGUCCGUUGAGGACUCCCUCAAGCGCCUGAAGCUGGACUACGUCGACCUCUUCCUGGUCCACUGGCCCAUUGCUGCCGAGAAGGACGGCCAGGAGAAGCCCAAGAUCGGCCCCGAUGGCAAGUACGUCAUCCUUAAGGACCUGACCGAGAACCAAGAGACCACAUGGCGCGCGAUGGAGAAGCUGUACGCCGACGGCAAGGCCAAGUCCAUCGGCGUGUCCAACUGGACCAUCCCUCAGCUGGAGGACAUGGCCAAGUUCGCCAAGGUGCAGCCUCACGUCAACCAGAUCGAGAUCCACCCCUUCCUGCCCAACACCGAGCUGGUCAACUACUGCUUCUCCAAGAACAUCAUGCCCGAGGCCUACUCGCCACUGGGCUCGCAGAACCAGGUCCCCACCACCGGUGAGCGUGUCGCCGAAAACAAGACCCUGAACGAGAUCGCCGAGAAGGGUGGAAACACCCUCGCCCAGGUUCUGAUUGCCUGGGGUCUGCGCCGCGGCUACGUCGUGUUGCCCAAGUCCUCCAACCCCAAGCGCAUCGAGUCCAACUUCAAGAGCAUCGAGCUGUCCGAUGCCGAUUUCGAGGCCGUGAACAAGGUGGCCGAGGGCCGCCACUUCCGCUUCGUCAACAUGAAGGACACCUUCGGCUACGAUGUCUGGCCCGAGGAGACCGCCAAGAACCUUUCUGCUUAA